CCGCCCGCGACCGUGACUCUGCUGUGGCCACCGCAGCCGCGUGCAGUUCAAUACCCGGCGGAGGUGGGCGAAAGGGUGUUAGAGUGCGGGGGAGGAGUCGAGCCCUGCGCGUCCCCGGAGCGCCGCCACCGCCCCCAGGAGUCCGUUUGGAGCGCGGAGCCCCCUGCAGGGGAGGAGGCGAGCGGCGGGCGGGCGGGACGCGGCGGCGGGCGCGCACCGUGCAGUCCCGGUAGGGCCAGCGCUGGCUGCUCGCGGUGCUGUGAGGCGGCAGGAUCCGCCAGUCGCCUUCCUCUCGCCCAGGUGCAGCCAGGCGCACUCGCCCCUCCGUCCGGCUCCCGGACCCUGGUGGAACGCACGGCCUGUCCCCACCCUACUCCUGCCCGGAUCAUGCGGGGGGCCCCGGAGGAGGAGAGGGCGAGUGACCAGUCUGCGGCGACGUCGUUCAGGGUGCGACCCCCUCUCUGAGACGCCCCCACCUGCUGCCAUGUGCUGCUUCCUCGGAUACCCAGCCUCUCGCCAAACUUUCCCGAUGCCAAUCCGUCUCUGAGAAACGUGGAGUAUCCCAGAGACAGGGGACCCAGGCUGGCUACGGACUCUGUGCUUCUCUCGGGAUUCUCGGAGAAUUGGAGCCUGAUCGUCCCUCUCCAGCCCUGUCCAGCGAAGAACUGAGCGCUCCUGCGGAAGCAGCGCCUUCCCGAAACAGUUGGUCUUUGGACGGAUUUCUUGAAAAAGAAACCAACAGGUUGCCAGCCCCGGCGCCACACAAGUCCGCGGAGAGGGAAGCUCCGAUCCCGGUUUCCUCCUGCCUGAGCUGGCCCCGCGCGGGCUGCGGGAGACGCGGGGAGGGAGGGGGCUAUGGCUCGGCCUGACCCGUCCGCGCCGCCUUCGCUGCUGCUGCUGCUCCUGGCGCAGCUGGCGGGCAGGGCGGCCGCCGCCUCCAAGGCCCCGGCGUGCCAGGAGAUCACAGUGCCCAUGUGCCGCGGCAUCGGCUACAACCUGACGCACAUGCCCAACCAGUUCAACCACGACACGCAGGACGAGGCGGGCCUGGAGGUGCACCAGUUUUGGCCGCUGGUGGAGAUCCACUGCUCUCCGGACCUGCGUUUUUUCCUGUGCUCCAUGUACACGCCCAUCUGCCUGCCGGACUACCACAAGCCGCUGCCGCCCUGCCGCUCGGUGUGCGAGCGCGCCAAAGCCGGCUGCUCGCCGCUCAUGCGCCAGUACGGCUUUGCCUGGCCGGAACGCAUGAGCUGCGACCGCCUCCCGGUGCUGGGCCGCGACGCCGAGGUCCUGUGCAUGGAUUACAACCGCAGCGAGGCCACCACGGCUCCCCCCAGGCCCUUCCCGGUCAAGCCCACACUCUCGGGCCUGCCGGGGUCGCCGGCCUCGGGGAACGACUGCGCCGCCGGGGGCCCGUCGGUGUGCAAGUGCCGCGAGCCCUUCGUGCCCAUUCUGAAGGAGUCACACCCGCUUUACAACAAGGUGCGGACGGGCCAGGUACCCAACUGCGCGGUGCCCUGCUACCAGCCGUCCUUCAGCCCCGACGAGCGCACGUUCGCCACCUUCUGGAUCGGCCUGUGGUCUGUGCUGUGCUUCAUCUCCACCUCCACCACGGUGGCCACCUUCCUCAUAGACAUGGAACGUUUCCGCUACCCUGAGCGCCCCAUCAUUUUCCUGUCAGCCUGCUACCUUUGCGUGUCACUGGGCUUCCUGGUGCGCCUGGUGGUGGGCCAUGCUAGCGUCGCCUGCAGCCGCGAGCACAGCCACAUCCACUACGAGACAACGGGCCCUGCGCUGUGCACUGUCGUCUUCCUGCUGGUCUACUUCUUUGGCAUGGCCAGCUCCAUCUGGUGGGUCAUCCUAUCGCUCACCUGGUUCUUGGCGGCCGGCAUGAAGUGGGGCAACGAGGCCAUCGCGGGCUACGCGCAGUACUUCCACCUGGCCGCGUGGCUCAUCCCCAGCGUCAAGUCCAUCACCGCGCUGGCCCUGAGCUCCGUGGACGGGGACCCGGUGGCCGGCAUCUGCUACGUGGGGAACCAGAACCUGAACUCGCUGCGCGGCUUCGUGCUGGGCCCGCUGGUGCUCUACCUGCUGGUGGGCACGCUCUUCCUCCUGGCGGGCUUCGUGUCACUCUUCCGCAUCCGCAGCGUCAUCAAGCAGGGCGGCACCAAGACGGACAAGCUGGAGAAGCUCAUGAUCCGCAUCGGCAUCUUCACGCUGCUCUACACGGUGCCCGCCAGCAUCGUGGUGGCCUGCUACCUGUACGAACAGCACUAUCGCGAGAGCUGGGAGGCCGCGCUCACGUGCACGUGCCCGGGCCCGGACUCCGGCCAGCCGCGCGCCAAGCCCGAGUACUGGGUGCUCAUGCUUAAGUAUUUCAUGUGCCUCGUGGUGGGCAUCACGUCAGGCGUCUGGAUUUGGUCCGGCAAGACUGUGGAGUCGUGGCGACGCUUCACCAGCCGCUGCUGCUGCCGUCCGAGGCGGGGCCACAAGAGCGGCGGCGCCACGGCCGCGGGGGACUACGCCGAGGCAAGCGCCGCGCUCACGGGCAGGACCGGGCCCCCCGGCCCCGCCGCCGCCUACCACAAGCAGGUGUCACUGUCGCACGUGUAGGAGGAGGAGGAGGCCAAGGGACCGGGAGCCGGGCGGGAGUUGAGGGAGCUAGGUUGUUUUUUUUUUUGGUAGCUUUGCCAAGGUCACUUCCGUUUACCUUCAUGGUGCUGACGCCCCCUCCUGGGGCAACUUGGAGAGAGGAGGGAAGAGGCUGUUUCCAGGGGGGCACCUGUCCCAGGACUUCUCAGAGGGGCUCAGCUGAUGUCUGCUCUAUCUUCCUGCCUUUUCGAGAGGAACCCUGUUUUUAAUUUAUAUGUCGUUUUCUUAAUUUUUAACUUUGUUGCAUUUUGGCAACAAAAUUUACCUUUGCUUUGGGGGGCUUUACAAUCCUAAGGUUGGCAUUAUAAUGAAGUUCCCGCUUGGUUCAGGUUUCUCUGAACUGUGUGGUCUCAAUUGGGAAAAUGUAUUUCCUAUACUUGUGUCUUUAAAAAUAAUGUGAACAGUGAAAGUUCAGGUUGCUGUGACCGGGAAGUUGUCCCGUGGGCUUCUCCAGCUUACUUCUCCUUCCACUGCUUAAAGUGUCCCAGAUGCUUUACGGUGAGCUGCUUGACCCUUUCCCUAACUUAGGGGGGGACACCCUAAGUCACACUGAGGAGGGGAAGCAUAAUGGGUUUGGGGCCUCCGGAAAGUGACAAGGUUAGGAAGUGUUCAGAGUUUCUGUGUGUGUCCUAGCUUUGUUUAGCAAGCUUGGGUUUCUUUUCUGUAGUACUUGUAAUCAUUCUCAUUCUUAACAGUGCCAGCUUAGAGGUAGCAUUGUAAGUGUCCAGAAUAAAUGUUUGGAAUAGUGCUAACCUAAGGGAUGGCGAUUGGUUGAACUUCAAUACUAGACUGUUAAGAUGGCAGCCUUGUGCUGGAGGAGUGGGUGGUUGUUAAUAGACUCCAGUGAUCUUACUUAAAAAAAAAAAAACAACUUGUGUUAUAUUUUGGUAAAAAUGAACCCACUUCCUUUUUCUGAGAGUACUUACUGAUAGAGCUGAAGGGGGCUCCUUUUUACAUUUAAGGACUAAACUGGAUAUACCUCCUGUAAUUAAGUAAAUUUCCAGCACUUCUCUUAUCUGCUCCACCCCCAUCCCACCUCCUUUAUCAUGUUAAACAGUCCUUUUGCUUUUCUUAUUCCUCCUCUCCUGGAGAGCUGUGAUUAGAAACCACACCCAUCCUUGAAUGAGGCGCUUGAAAGGGGGUGGGGUAGGAGGGAGGCUGGCUACCUGUGAACGAACAGCGGCAGCAAUGAGGGAAAAAUGAGUGUCCCUGGACUUUGGACUAGAUUACAGCCAGGUAUUUCAAAAGCAGCGAGACACUGCUCUCUGCAGCCUCUGACAACAACUGAGACCAUAACACACUUGCUUAAGCUUUUGAAACGUGGAUCAGUGUAGCAAAAGGAAAGCUGUUUUCCCCACCCAACCUCAAUAUGUUUCUUUUCCUCCUCUUCUGAGAAAGCCUAUAUAUUGGUGAGCACACCCUCACACACUUUACUGUUGGAGAAUUGUUUGCUUUUCUAAUCUGUUGAACCAUUCCCUCAUUCAUAUAUGAAAGCCUGCGUAUUGUUGAAUACACACGUACACACACUACACACACACACACACACACACACUUUACUGUUAAAAAUGUUGUUUGCUCUCCUAAUCUGUUUAACCAUUCAUUCAUUCAAGAAGAGUGUGAGGCUAUAGCUGGGGAAGGGAGUGAAAGUGCAUUUUACAGUAAAAUACUCGGGACUAAAUUUAAGAAGCUAAAAUGGCAAAUGCAAUUAAAAUUUGGGAAUAAAGAUUUGCACUUCAUUUAUACCAAAGUUGGAAAAGUAAGAUUUAAGCCCAGGUUAGGUUUUACUUUAUGGAUAUUAAGUAAAGAAGUAUAUAUUUUCCACAGUGGAUUUAAGCGCUAUGCUGGUGGAAAGAAGCAUGAUGUUAAUAGUUUUCAUGAACUUUCAAAGGCUGUUCAUGUUUAUAAAAAUGCACUGCUCUUACACACAUCUAAAUCAAAAUUAAAUUUCAGUAUAUUUGACAAAACCUGGUACACCGAGCUACAGAACUUUUUGCACAUCUAAUUCCUCUCCUUAUUCUGCAGCUUCUUAGAACCUUGAAAUAGAUCCCCUGCCUGAGGGCCAGGUCCUCUCCUGUUUUUCAAAUGAGGACCUUUUCUGAUCACCUUGACCUCUUCCCAGAAAGUACAUAGAUUAUUCUGCUGCCUUCAGUCAUUGUGUCUAAUUUGGGUUGUUCCUCUUUUUUUUGUGUGUGUGUGGAAGAAUGUAAAGAUGAUGCAGAAUUUAUCUAAAAGUUGUGAGAGGAUGUGGUUGAAGUGAUUUAAUUCUUACUUUUAAAACAAUUAUUUUUUUUAUUUUGGCAACAUACCAAACCUAAAAAGAACAACCAAUUUACUUUAAAAAAGAAUGUAAGACGGUUAAGAGAAAGGAUACUAAGGCAAAGAGCAAUAAUAGAGGUAAUGCAUUGGAGGUUUUUUAGGUUCAUCCCAGUUCUUAGCAUUGCCUGUUUUCAAGUCUCUCUCUCUAACCCCUGCUCUCCCUUCUCUCAAAGAUUAAGCCCACCUGCUUCCUGAAGUCUUGCAUCAACCACCCCUCCCCCUACCCAGGCAGAGAAACUCAUCUAUUUAUGCUCACCUCGUUUCCAUGCCAUACUCGAUUUUCUCCUGAUUUUUAUUUUCAUUAGGCAGACAAUCCAUACUCAUGAAAACAAUUAUAAAAUGAAAGGUUGUGAGGUAGUUUGGCAACUUCUUUAGAGCUAGCUCUGAUUUUAAUGAGGAUUUAAGGCCCAGUUUAGUCUCAUUCAUAUACAGCUUUUGGGCUGUCCCUUUCACGGUUCAAUUUUAAGCAAUGUCUCUCAUAGAUAGGAGGGUAAAGGUUUAGAAGGAACUAAUAUGUGACCUAUCAGUGAAUCAGUUGACAAAGAGACUUAGGAAGUCUUUUUAAUAUGUAUUAUUAACCUCACAUUUUGAAGCUGUCUAAAUUGACUGGAAGAAAGUUCUCUUGGUGCCUUAUCGGUUUAUCCUUGCAAACCUUGGUCAUAUUUUCUUGCGGUCGUUUCCAACGACGGGCCCGUGUGUGUGUUGUGUCACGUGCGCAUGUACAGGCUUAAAUAAUGUGCCAACAGCACUGUUUCCAAGUUGGUAUUCAUUAGGCCCUUUCCUCCUGGGUUAGGGCUGCACUAACCCUGACACCAGCUGCCAGGAGGAAACCUCAUGGAUCCCACACCGAACCUUAAUAACAGCAUCCGUGACCUGCAGUCUCAAGUACAGAGUGGGAACCCCAGAGCUAGGAAAUGUAGUUGUAUAUUUUAAUGAACUGCCACCCCUGCUAAAGAGGCUUCUUUCACUUUUGUGCUCUACAGAAAGACCAAGGGGGGUAGGAGGGACAAAGCUUUGAAUCACUGCUUUCUAACACCGAAUGGGGCCAACAGGACAGAGAACAUCACAAAUCGAGGCAGGUGUGAGGUGCAGUGGCUGAGAAUUGCCUGCUCCCUCUGCGUGCCCUUUCUUGCCUCCAAAGUCCAAUCAAGUGAUCCUGGGAAAGAAAUCUGCCUGGGUUGAGGAGGGUGGUUCUGAAAGAAAAAGCUACCAACACAUGAAAGCAGGGUGAAGGGUAGGCAGGAUGAAAGUAACUAAGUAACCUGACUCAGAACUCUCAAAAGCUUCUAGCAGCUUGAUGACAAUUACAGGAUUUAUUUCAGCCAGGAUAAUGUCUGUGGUACAUUAUUUGAAGACAAUAUUACUUCAUGUUGUUACAAACUGUAUGUAUAGUGUGUAUGUGUUGUGGGUGUAUAUAAAUAAUAUAUAUUAUAUAUAUGGGAGAUUUAGUGACUUUUGAUACGGGUUUGGUGCAGGUGAAUUUAUUACUGAGCCAAAUGAGGCACAUACCGAGUCAGCAGUUCGAGCGCAGGGCAUUCACUACUUUUUCUGAUUUCUGCACAUGUGUACUGCCUAUCCCAUGAGGUAUCGUUGAUGUCAUGUCAAAUCCAGAACUCAUAAAGCAACGCCAGUGGUAUUUUAUUUGUAGACAAUCAACUCAAAUCUAUAAAUUAUUACUGGCAGAUGAUUAUAAUUCUGAAUCUCUUAACACUAACAAAAGGAAACCCAGAGCAUCUUGAUAAGAAGUUUUUUGUUUUUGUUUUGUUCCUGGAAGUCAAAAGAACGGCAGUUGUAUGUGGUUAUGUUAGUUUCAAGGUACUUAAUUUGCUGACACUAUUUCAGAAAAAAAAUCUGUAUGUAUUGUAUUUGUGGGAAGCUAAAAUAAUGGUUUGAGAUUUUUUAUCAAAUAUGGAGAGUAGUUAUUUAUGAAAAACAAAGAAAUGUCUAUUUUUGUUUCUUUGUUCCCAAUUAAUGUAGAUAAAUUUUAAAGUGCAUUAAAGCAAUGGUAAAGUAAAUAAAAAGAUGCUAUACAAGUA
This is a messenger RNA of Bubalus bubalis (water buffalo), 7004 nucleotides long. It is a transcript of the gene FZD5, whose product is annotated as frizzled class receptor 5. The coding region runs from base 856 to 2613 and encodes 585 amino acids. Gene Ontology annotation, molecular function: Wnt-protein binding; Wnt receptor activity. Gene Ontology annotation, cellular component: plasma membrane. NCBI's taxonomy places the organism in Eukaryota, Metazoa, Chordata, Mammalia, Artiodactyla, Bovidae. Gene Ontology annotation, biological process: non-canonical Wnt signaling pathway; canonical Wnt signaling pathway. The record is from RefSeq and is a predicted model, not a curated record. The transcript has 2 exons.